AUGGACUACAAAUCUGAUAGCAACAAGAUUCAACCACAAAAGGAAGACAGCAUGAUGGAAGAACAGCAGGCAACAGAGCCAAAUGAAUCUCACAUCUACAAAAAGGGGGGAAGAGGAAGAGGGUUCAGCAGACCCUCUUCUCAGCUAUCUCAGGCAUCAGGACAAAUCUCACCUAGACCGGGCUCGAACAUGUCAUGCUCAACGUCCACCUCUAUGUCGCCGUCAGAUAAUCUACGAUUGGUAACUGAAAAAUUGUCAUUCAGAUUAAGAGAUACGGAAAACAGGCAAAUUCGAACUGGGCAGGAGGAGGAUCAACACCAACCGAAUAAAAGAAACCUUUCAGGAACCUCUUUGAGUCCGGGAAAAUCUCCAAAUACGCAAAGAGGAAACAAAAAGAAAUUAAAAAAUAGCAAGGAUUCUCACGACAGAAAUAAUAACAAUAAUAACAAUAACAAAAACAUUCAACAGGAUUUUCAUCGAAAUCAAGUAGCUCCCAUACUAGAACAAAACACACAGACAAACUCCGCAGAUGCUAAUCAAACGGAGCCAUCUCCCUUCAGGUCUGCGUUCACACAGAGGCCCAACCCAGCUAAUCCAGGAGAUAAACCAGAAUUGGAAACGAAUCUGGAAUUACAGAAAUAUGCUGCGGACGCAAGGAGGGGAGGAAGCGCUCAAACCAGGUGUGUUCCCAGUUUGGAAUGGACAGCCCUGGAUUAUUUACAACCCAUACUUGUCCAAUUGGGAACGGUGGUCUAG
Leptopilina heterotoma is the source of this 756-nucleotide messenger RNA. RefSeq lists its product as uncharacterized. The transcript has a single exon. The record is from RefSeq and is a predicted model, not a curated record. The coding region runs from base 1 to 756 and encodes 251 amino acids. NCBI's taxonomy places the organism in Eukaryota, Metazoa, Arthropoda, Insecta, Hymenoptera, Figitidae.